AUGCCUUUGCUAGGAAAUCUAGAUCCAUUCGAGCCAGCGCCGCUGCUCUAUCUCAUCCUAACAUGCCCCGUCAAGCUGCUGCUCCAAAACGCCUACCGCAUCCUCACCUUUGUUCGAACCUCCCCGACACCCCUCGAUCACCCCAUACGAAUAGUCUGUAUCUCAGAUACCCAUUCGUUAACAACCGACGUGCCUCCGGGCGACAUCCUCAUCCACGCCGGCGACCUCACAAACGACGGCAGUAUUCCCUCUAUCCAAGAACAGAUCAAUUGGCUCGCCUCCCUCCCUCAUAAACACAAAAUCGCUAUUUCAGGGAACCAUGACACAUACUUCGAUCCUCGGACGCGGCCCUCGCUGCCCGAGGCUGAUAGGGAAGGCAGAUUGGAGUGGAACGGCAUCCACUACCUACAGCAUAGCUCUAUCACGCUGAACAUAUCCACCCCAUCCACAACCUCCUCUGAACCUUCAAGCCUCGCGAAAACUAGGGAAAUAUGCGUCUACGGUGCGCCUCAGAUCCCCGCCUGUGGCUCUUUUACCACAAACGCAUUUCAGUACCCGCGCGGACUAGAUGCAUGGUCUGAAACAAUCCCAUCCAACACAGACGUGUUAGUCACGCACACCCCACCGAAGCAUCAUCUCGACCUACCUCUUCCCUCAGGUAUGGGCUGUGAGCAUUUAUAUGAUGAAGUCAAGCGCGUAAAGCCUUUACUACAUGUGUUCGGGCAUGUACAUUGGGGCGCGGGGCAGACGGUGUGCUGGUGGGAUGAAUGCGAGGAUGCAUACGCCAGGGGCAUGCAGAGGCCGUUGGGGUGGACCAAGGGAUUGCUCGAUUGGAAGUUGUGGCGUGAAGGGAUCAGGGUGGUUGUGUAUGGAAUUAGAGGGCUGUUGUGGGAUAAAGUUUGGGGAGGGCAAAGGAGGAACACGAGGUUGGUUAAUGCAGCACAGAUGCAUGGGAAUACGGGGAAAUUAGGGAAGAGGGUGGAAGUUGUGGAUAUAUAG
Messenger RNA from Mytilinidion resinicola, 999 nucleotides. Its product is annotated as Metallo-dependent phosphatase. The record is from RefSeq and is a predicted model, not a curated record. NCBI's taxonomy places the organism in Eukaryota, Fungi, Ascomycota, Dothideomycetes, Mytilinidiales, Mytilinidiaceae. The transcript has a single exon. Bases 1 to 999 code for a protein of 332 amino acids. Gene Ontology annotation, molecular function: hydrolase activity.